CAUAUCCUUACUGAAUUUCUUAUUCUUCGGUUUGCUACGAUCAUUCAUUCCGUCCCUUAAAUUUUAUGUUUUGGUUCAUAUUUAACUGUCAAUCUCAUUUUAAAGUCCGAUUUUAGUCUCGUACAUUUGCACAAAAAAUCUAUUUGAUCAUAUACAUUUUACGUGUGGUAUCUUUUGAUCUUACACAAUAUAUUUGUUCCGUAUUUUAACUUAUCAAUCAAGUCAAAAUCGAGUUGAUGUUAAGUUUUAACGGAAUCGGUAAAUAUGAACAAAAACAUAAUGUUUGGGACCAAAAAGCUAACAAACAAUGUGUAGGACCAAAAAGUUUUAUUUUAAAAUUUAGUCUAUUUGUUAUUAUAAAGUUAAUGUUUCCAUGUAGCAUAUCACCUAACGCCUUCUCAAAAUGAACUCUAAUGGUUUAGAUAAAACUGAUUAAUAUUAGAGCUUCUAAAUAUAAAUGUAAUAUAGGAAUAAUACGUUAUACCUCAUGUGGUCAUAAUAUAAAGUAUAAAUGAUUUUGAUAGUGUAUUUGUAAUAUUAGACCUUAUGUGGUCUUAAUAUAAAUGUAAUAUUGGAACAAAUCCCAAAAUUGACUCUUUGUGUGUAAACAACUUAUACCUUUUAUUACAUAUAUGUCUCUCCUAGCACUGUGUCUAUGUCUGUGUCCUUCAAGUGCAGCCACAACUGACAUUAUAUAAAUAUCUCAAUAUAAACCUAAAAUAUUAUGUUAUUUCUAGAAUAUUAAAUGGUGCUUUUAUCUACAAUAUGGAGUAUUAGUUUAGUUAACAACAUGAUAUGCAUGUACAAUUUUUAAAAGUAAAGAAUUUUGAUUUAACUAUAAAAUAAAUUGUUUGAAGGUUCAAUACCAUCCACCGUUGGGAAUCUAUCAAAGCUGGGGUUCUUAUAUCUAUCUUCCAACAAAUUAAAUGGUGAGCUCCCAUCCUCCAUCUGCAACUUGUCAUCCCUUGCUUAUCUUCUUCUCUCGAAUAAUACUUUGGAAGGAAGACUGCCACGAUGCUUUGGAAACUUCAGCAGAUCAUUGAUCAUCUUUCACCUAAACAUGAAUCACCUUAGUGGCCUCAUUCCAUCUACCUUUUCUAAGAAUUGUAGUCUUAUUUCCAUCAAUUUGGGUAAUAACAAAUUCCACGGACGAUUACCUAAAUCCUUAAUCAAUUGCCGAAGUCUAAGGGGUCUCGACAUUGGAAAUAAUAGAAUACAAGAUGAAUUUCCCUUUUGGAUGGAACGCCUACGCAAGCUUCGGGUGCUAGUGUUGAGGUCUAACAAGUUUGAUGGUAACAUGUCGCUUCCUUCACGAACCAAGUUUCCAUUUCCUAUGUUACAAGUUCUAGAUAUAUCUCAUAAUGCAUUUGUAGGCUCUCUCCCCGAAAGAUAUUUCAAGAAUUUCAGAGCAAUGAUAGAGGAAAAGCAAAGAGAUGACACAAAGAGUUUCCAUGACAAAGAAAAAAACAACGACGACUAUUAUUAUCUAAGUUAUGUGGAUAUGAUAGUCACCUUGAAAGGUCAGGAUAUGUUGUUGAAUAGACUACUUGAUACCUUCACAACAAUUGAUUUAUCCUCCAAUAGUUUCUCUGGGACUAUUCCACCUUCCAUAGGAAAUCUUAAGAUUCUCAAAUAUUUGAACCUAACCCACAAUAGCCUCACAGGACAUAUACCUUCAUCUCUUGGAAACUUGAGUGAACUCGAAUCGUUGGAUUUGUCAACAAACAAACUGGAUGGAGAAAUUCCAAGUGAAUUGACAAGGUUGACAUUUCUUGCAAAAUUAAACCUUUCAAUGAACAAUCUUGUUGGGCAAAUACCACGAUCCAAUCAGUUCUCCACAUUUGAGAAUGAUUCGUAUGUGGGAAACUUAAGAUUGUGUGGACUUCCGUUGACAAGAAAAUGCAACGAGGAUGAUGGGAAAUCGAUGCAGCCUGCAAAAGAAGAGGGUGAUGAUGAAUAUGAAUUCAUAGAUGGAUUUGGUUGGCGAUGUGUUGUGAUGGGAUAUGGAAGUGGAUUCAUUGUUGGGAUUGGAAUUGGAUACAUGAUUAUAAGGAGUGGAAGGCCAAGAUGGUUAGUGGAAUUCUUUUUCGGAGUUGGUUAUAAAUAUAAGACAAAGAAGAGACGCAACAGAGCUGCAUCAACACACAGGGUAACUUAGAUUGCAAGACUAAAGGAGGAUUGUGUGCUUUCCUUGUGUUUAAUUUGGGGAUCUUUCCUUGGUUGUUUCGAAUUACUUUUUUUACGUUUUUGGAUGUCA
Messenger RNA from Salvia splendens (bonfire salvia), 2257 nucleotides. Its product is annotated as receptor-like protein 20. Bases 1061 to 2158 code for a protein of 365 amino acids. The transcript has a single exon. Gene Ontology annotation, molecular function: protein binding. Lineage: Eukaryota; Viridiplantae; Streptophyta; Magnoliopsida; Lamiales; Lamiaceae. The record is from RefSeq and is a predicted model, not a curated record.